UUAUACGUUUAUGGCCAGCUGCGUAAAUUUUGAUUAAAUAGUGAACAUAAAACUCAAAUGGUCGCAGCAUCACUUCAAUACAUAAUGAUCAUUUGUUAUUUAUAUUUUUAGUUUUACCAGACAAUAAACUGUUAUUAAAAAUAAUUUGAUAUUUUUUUACCCAACUAAACGAUCUUUUACUUUUUGCACCAAAAUAACAGAUCACAGUUAUGUGAACUUUUUUCCUUUUUAGUUUUAAGUUAACUUGCUUUACUCUUUUGGAUUUUAACAACAAACGUUUUAAAUUAGAAUGUACGCAGAAUCCCAAGAAGACAACACUUAUGGUUUGAUGAGCUCGAUUUUAGAAGAUCCCAGAUCCUCUCAAACACAACCGGCUCCGAGUUCUCACGAGAAGCAACUUGAAAGUCUUGAAGGUCAGCUGGAACAUUCGUCUGAAAACAACUCUAACUUUAACGAUGCUGUUGAUGAUGUUGGUUAUCGCGGAUUGGACAUUGAUGAUGACGGAACCAGUUUGGAGCAAACAAUUUCUCGAAGUGAACAGUCAAACAAACAAGGUGAAAGUGGUCUCAAUCGACCCAAGGAGCUAGACUUGGAAUCAGUCUUGACUACCGACACAAGUUUCUGCAUUCAAGAAAAGCAACCAUCAAAUCGCGCAGAUGAGAAUCCGUUCGCCGCAUCUGAUGUUUUAAUCAAUCAUUUACUCGAUGGUGGAACGGAUAAUUCAGCAAAUCAGAGAACAGGUUACUCAAUCGAUGAUGCAACUUCAAAUGCAUCAAAUCACCAUGAAAGUUAUACCAGAAAUGACGCAACCGACGUCAAGACUCAUGUUACAUCAGAUGACGCAAUGAUGUCGUCGCAGGAAGUAGUUGAAAGUGAAGGCGGUAAUGAAAAUCACGAAUCUUCAGUGACGGUUGACGGAAACGAAACAGACGAAGAUGAUGAGAUUCCUGAGAUCCCCGCCGAGCUGCGAAACAGAUCCCCGAACAUCGCAAAUCUGCUGCAGAGGAGGCACAGUUUGGGCAGGUCGUCUCCGACCAAAAUGAUUUUCAGCAACGCAAAUGACGACAACGAAAACAGGAGGUGCUCUGCCAGCAACACUUCAGUGGGCGUGUUCAUCAACGGCAAACUUUCCGGACACUCUGACCAGAGGAGCAUCCUCACCAGUCACUAUCUUGCAAUCAACAGUCUGGGAGUACUAUCCAGAUUCCACUACCGUCUAAGAGUGACAGAAGUGCCUGACUGUGUGGCAGCCCUGGCCAAUGGGGAGAUCAUUGUGGCCGACAAUCACAGUGACGUCAGGAGACUGAAGAUGUUCGACUGCAACCAGAGGUACCAGAGGGCACUUCCACUAGUCUCAGAGGAACACACCUUCCCGAAUGAGCCGUUCGUGACAGACAUCCAGCUGUCCAACAAUGACUGCCACCUGUGGGUGGUGGACAGUUUCAACCAGACAGUGAGGGAAGUGGACCUCACCUCAGGCCAUACACUACAACUAUGGACCAAUGAGAGGCUUGAGAGAGGCCAUGAGUUGAUCAGACCUGGCAAACUGGCCAUCAGUCCGGAGUGGGUGUAUGUGUGCGAUGCAGGUGACGAAACUGUGAAGACAUUUGACAGGUUUAACGGACAAUUCUUAUUUAAAUUCAAAAUCGGAACAAACGAUCAAGACAAACGAGGUCUUAUUUCUAAUCAUGCAGAAUCUUCCCGUGAAAGCAUUACAUAUAACGACGACGACUGUGGAUGUCCCUGGUCCAUACAUUGGACUAUGGACGAGACUUUGCUUGUGGGGGACAUUAGACAUGACUUUGUCUACAUUGUGGACAAGCGGGGUCAGAAAUUGGGUUGUUUUGGAGGCAGUGGGUGGGGACCCAACAGGUUCAACGGGCCAGUCGCAAUUUGUUCAGACGGAGACGGAAAUGUUGCAAUUGCUGACUCUAAGAAUGGGCGAGUGCAGAUGUUCACGCGUGACAUGAUGCUGAUCACGCACAUAUUCCCGGUAGAGGAGGGCGAUGACGUCACCUCCAUUGCCUUGACUGCAGAUGGGAUGCUGGCAGUGAUAGACCACCACACCAACCAGUGCCUCAUUUUCUGAUCACUCAACAAAACCGCACGAAUUAAAACACAAAAAAAAACAAUCAGAACAACAUAUAUUACUACAUGUAUAACUAACAAUAUGUUUCAUAUCGAGAUAAUAUAUUUCGGAUCUUGUUAACUAUUCGCCCCCUUUUUGCAAAAAGGGGACAAAUUCGUUACAAGGUGCAAAAAUCGUAUUUGCUCAACAAGUUCAACUCUUUCUUUAUCAGGGCGCCAAUUCGUUACAAGGUAAACAUGGGAUGAAAUAGUUAAAAAGAUCAAAUAUUUCGAAUCCUGAGCGGGUGUUCGUUAUUUUUUUCCUCCUAAAAACGACAUAUUUAGGUGUAGAGGAACUAUACAGGGCUGCAUUUUCCACCAGGAUUUUUUGGUAUAAAUCCAAGACUGACACCAAAUCCGUUGCCUUUGGUGCAUUCCGAAGAAACAAUUUUGAACAAGAAGAAAAAAAAUUCUUAUGAAGUUCAGUUUUAUUUGACUUUGAUCGUAAAAAGUGAAAAAAAAUUUGUUCCAACCCAGGGCCGAAUCUAGGUUUUUCUCGAGGGGGGGGACGAACUUUCAAAAAAAAAUUAGAACAUUUUGACAAAUUUUUUUUUAUUUCGACAAAAUAGAUUUUCCGAGCUCUUCUAAAGCCUUAAAAAGACAGUAAUUUGGCCAAAUUUUAUGCGCAGCAGGCAAAUUUUUGAAAGAAAAUUUUAGGGUCAGUCACCAAAAAUGAAUUUCUUAAAAAGUACUUAAGGGAGGACCCUUUGGGUCGGCAGGGGGUCGAAUCGCUGAGGGUGGGCCCUAAAUCCGCCCCUGAUCUCCACCCAUUUCAAGAAAGACUAUUUCCCCCCUAUGGUACCUUGUAACGAAUACCGCCCCACCUAUAAAAAAAAAGAAUUGAACAGUUAAGCAUUGCGAAUUUUGUACCUUGUUAACUAUUUCUAUCCCUAUUUCACUAAGGGGAAAAUAGUUAACAAGAUUCGAUUUUUCGACCAAUCAGAAUGCAGCAAAAUUAGAAUUCUCAUUUCUCAUUAAAUUUCUCAGAAGGUCAGUGCUAAUUAACUGUAUUUAUUUGUA
Messenger RNA from Symsagittifera roscoffensis, 3147 nucleotides. RefSeq lists its product as uncharacterized. Gene Ontology annotation, molecular function: ubiquitin protein ligase activity; protein binding; translation repressor activity. Lineage: Eukaryota; Metazoa; Xenacoelomorpha; Acoela; Convolutidae. The coding region runs from base 290 to 2089 and encodes 599 amino acids. Gene Ontology annotation, biological process: protein polyubiquitination; proteasome-mediated ubiquitin-dependent protein catabolic process; negative regulation of translation. The record is from RefSeq and is a predicted model, not a curated record. The transcript has 7 exons.